AUGGCCGCCUCGUCUACAGUUCACAGCACGAUCCGUCGGCUGAUCGACAAUCUGGUGCACAUCCACGACUCGACGGGCAAAUUCCUGCUGCACCUGCCCGACGGGCGGAUCAUCGACACCAAAUCAUGGGCCGGGUGGGAAUGGACGCACGGGAUCGGGCUGUACGGGAUCUGGAAGUACUACGAGGUGACGGGCGAGGCGAGCCUGCUGGCAACGAUCGAGGAAUGGUUCGCGGCGCGGUUCGCCGAGGGGGGCACGACGAAAAACAUCAACACGAUGGCCGUGUUCCUGACGCUCGCGUACGUGUACGAGAAGACCGGGAAGCCGACGUAUCUGCCCUGGUUGGAGGCGUGGGGGGAAUGGGCCAUGUACGACCUGCCGCGCACCGAGUACGGGGGCAUGCAGCACGUCACGUAUGUGAGCGAGCACAGGCAGAACCUGUGGGACGACACUCUGAUGAUGACGGUGCUGCCGUUGGCGAAGAUCGGGAAACUGCUCGGGCGGAAGGAGUAUGUCGAGGAGGCAAAGAAGCAGAUGCUCAUCCACAUCAAGUACCUGGUCGACACGCGGACCGGGCUGUUCUACCACGGCUGGACAUUCGAGGACGGGGGCCACAACUUCGCAAGGGCCCUGUGGGCAAGGGGGAACAGCUGGAUCACCAUCGUCAUCCCGGAGAUGAUCGAACUGCUCGACCUGCCGCGCGGGGAUCCCCUGCGCUCCUAUCUGCAAGAUACGCUCGAGGCGCAGUGCCGUGCCCUGCGUGGCUUCCAGGAUCCGUCGGGAUAUUGGCGCACGCUGAUCGACCAGACCGACGAGGGCUCGUACGUCGAAGCCUCCGCCACGGCCGGGUUCGCGUUUGGGAUCCUCAAGGCCCAGCGCCGACGCUAUAUUGGCCCGCAGUACCGCGACACGGCCGACAGGGCCAUCGCCGCCGUCCUGAGUGCCGUCGACGACCACGGCGAGCUGCAGCACACCAGUUUCGGCACGGGCAUGGGCCACGAUCUCGACCAUUACCGCGACAUCCCCUUGACCUCUAUGCCGUACGGGCAGGCGAUGGCCAUUAUGGCGUUGGUUGAGUAUCUGCGUACCUAUUUAUAG
This is a messenger RNA of Penicilliopsis zonata CBS 506.65, 1098 nucleotides long. RefSeq lists its product as hypothetical. The transcript has a single exon. Bases 1 to 1098 code for a protein of 365 amino acids. The record is from RefSeq and is a predicted model, not a curated record. Gene Ontology annotation, biological process: carbohydrate metabolic process. Lineage: Eukaryota; Fungi; Ascomycota; Eurotiomycetes; Eurotiales; Aspergillaceae.